AGGAGAGGAGACAGAUCGAGCAAUUAAUCUAUAGCUAGAAAAUCAUCAGCAUCGAUUAGCGAAGAAAGAACUUAGAAAGGGGCCGGCCGGCCGGCCGGGAUCGAUGUCGAAAAUGUUCCGCGGCAACAACAACCCUAGUAGCAAUUACGAGCUGCCAGUGGAGAGCGUGGUGAGGGUGAAGAAGGUGGAGAGGAUCGAGGCGAACAACCUGGUCAGCAAGCCCAAGCCGUCGCAGACCAAGGUGACCAGGAGCCUGACCGUCAGCGUUGUCCGGGUCGGGGACGUGGACGAAAUGCCCGACGACAGCCACAGCAGCUUUGUCUCGGUGCCUAUUGCUGCGCAUACCUAAUUAAUUAAUAAGUGAUCACCAGUUCACCACCGCUCCUGUCUGUCUGUCAUAUAGUAAAGCCGUUUUCGUUUCUUGUUGUAUAAUUAAAUAACCUUAUAUAUGCAACUUUUCGAUUUUCUA
Molecule: messenger RNA, 469 nt
Organism: Zea mays
Lineage: Eukaryota; Viridiplantae; Streptophyta; Magnoliopsida; Poales; Poaceae
Exons: 1
Coding region: 104-349 (81 amino acids)
Source: RefSeq, marked validated